GCUGUAUAAGCGCUGAGCCCGUGCUGCUGGAGAGAGCCGCGCGAGCUGAGCUGGCAUCGUCUGGGACACGGCAGAAAGAAUGAAUUUGCUACGUCAUAAUAUCACGGCACGGGCCCUGCGAAGCCUCAACAAAUCACAAAGGUUACAGAGACCCUUAGUGUGUGAGUGGGCACGAGCUUGUGCUGUUGAGGAAUGGUCUAGCAGAAAGCACAGUACAGAUGCCAGAACUAACACAAGAUCCAUAAGAGACAACUGGAAAUGGGGAGCCACAUUGGCCGGAGCCAUACUGGGAUUAGGAUCAGUUUUAAUUUAUGAAGAUCAGAAGAGGAGGGUGGCAAAGGCUGAGUCUGCCAAAUCCUCAGUUGAUCAUGUUUUUCCACAGUACACCCGAGCAGAUGUUAAGCAACAUGCCAGCCUUGCUGACAGAGUGUGGGUGACCUAUGCUGGAGAAGUGUUUGACAUCACAGAAUUUGUGGAAUUGCACCCUGGUGGCAAUCGCAUACUGCUGGCUGCUGGAGGAGCACUGGAACCUUUCUGGGCCUUGUAUGGUGUGCACAAGAGUGAGCAUGUUUUUGAGAUCUUGCAGGAAUAUAAGGUGGGGGAGCUUGUUGCUGAGGAGAAAUUAGAUGAUGUGGACACCACUGAUCCAUAUUCUCAUGACCCUUCUCGACACCCUGUCUACAAAGUUAACAGCCUUAAGCCUUUCAAUGCAGAACCUCCCCCUGAGAUUUUAACUGACGGCUAUGUUACACCAAAUGACUUUUUCUUCAAGAGAAAUCACCUACCGGUACCAGAGAUCAACCCUGAUCAGUACGAACUGGUUAUACAAACUCCAAAUGGGACAAAAGGGGGUAAGCCACUGCAACUUUCCCUUAGUGAUCUGAAAAACAGAUUUCCACGACACGAGAUUACGGCCACCUUACAGUGUGCAGGAAAUCGACGCUCUGAAAUGAAUGCUGUGAAAACCGUAAAGGGUUUAGAUUGGAGUCAUGCAGCAAUUAGCACAGCUCGUUGGGCAGGUGUACGUCUGAGGGAUGUCCUGGAACAUGCUGGUUACAGUGAAAAUACACCCAAUGCCAACCAUGUGCAGUUUGAAGGUUUGGACUGUGACUUGACAGGCACAAGCUAUGGUGCAUCAAUUACCUUUGAGCAUGCAAUGAGAAAAGAUAAUGAAGUACUACUUGCUUAUGAAAUGAAUGGGAAAGAGCUGCCACGAGACCAUGGCUUUCCUUUGCGGGUAAUUGUGCCGGGUGUGGUGGGUGCUCGUAAUGUGAAGUGGCUGGGCAGGAUAGUAGUGAGUGCAGAAGAAAGCCGUAGCCACUGGCAGCAGAAUGAUUACAAAGGCUUCAACCCAUCAGUGGACUGGGACACAGUGGACUUCUCUACCUCUCCAGCAAUACAGGAUUUGCCGAUACAGUCUGCCAUCACUGAGCCACAUCCUGGACAGACUUUUACUCCUGAUUUUGAGGGGAAACUGACUGUGAAGGGGUAUGCAUGGAGUGGGGGUGGGAGGGAGGUUGUGAGAGUUGAUGUCUCCCUUGAUGGUGGAAAGACCUGGAAGGUAGCAGAACUUAGUGGAGAGAAACAAAAAGCUGGACAGGCUUGGGCAUGGAAAUUGUGGCAGCUGAGCGUCCCCAUGCCUCAUAACUGCAAAGACCUCACCAUUAUCUGCAAGGCUGUGGACAGCAGCUAUAAUGUGCAGCCAGAUACUGUGGCCCCAAUAUGGAACUUGCGUGGAGUACUGAACAAUUCGUGGCACCGUGUGCAGGUCACUGUGGAUGCACAAUGACCUCUUGGCUUGGAUGAAUGGACUUUUUUUGUGUGCCAGCGUUUAACUUAACUGCAUAGAGUCUAUUUUAAACGUGCUACGCUAAACUGCAAAUUGCAAUAUUAUCUGUGUUAGAGAAAACGAUGGCAAACAACAGUAUGCAGGUUGCAGUUAAUGUAUUACAAUUUCUGGCGUUACCCGAUGACUACCACCAUUGAAGGUGGCCCCCGCUGUGUAGUUUCUUCAUUUUUAUUUAUAAUCAUUUUUUUAUUGUGCAUCAUGAAUAAUGCUGUUAUUCAGAUCUUCCAAAAGUGACCUGUGUAUAUGAAGGACUUUGAAAAAUAUAGGAAUUAUUUGAGUAACUAACAGGGCUUGUAAGUAUCUCUUGCUUUCUCUAACAUUUAGAGAUCCUAUACAUGUGUUUUUGUUUUCAUAUUCUUCUUCUCUUCUAAUUAGAUGUUGUUGGGUCAUCUGUUUGACAUCCCUUUGAAUAAAUUUACAAGUUAUUAUUAUUAU
Molecule: messenger RNA, 2284 nt
Organism: Pelobates fuscus (common spadefoot toad)
Lineage: Eukaryota; Metazoa; Chordata; Amphibia; Anura; Pelobatidae
Gene: SUOX
Product: sulfite oxidase
Exons: 4
Coding region: 80-1789 (569 amino acids)
Biological process (GO): sulfur compound metabolic process
Cellular component (GO): mitochondrion
Molecular function (GO): molybdenum ion binding; heme binding; molybdopterin cofactor binding
Source: RefSeq, a predicted model, not a curated record